Lytechinus variegatus (green sea urchin) is the source of this 969-nucleotide messenger RNA. Its product is annotated as proteoglycan 4-like. The record is from RefSeq and is a predicted model, not a curated record. The coding region runs from base 1 to 969 and encodes 322 amino acids. NCBI's taxonomy places the organism in Eukaryota, Metazoa, Echinodermata, Echinoidea, Temnopleuroida, Toxopneustidae. The transcript has 6 exons.
AUGGACAGAGCAGAUUACUUCAAGAAGAGGGGCUCCACUGUGGAUGCCAAGUUUGCCCGGCUCCACAGACGCUCGAUUGACCAGAGGAAUAUCAGAGGGAUGAGCUUCAUGGAGAAGAAUAGAGCAAUGGGAAGCAUGGAAGAUUUGGCCUUCUCUCCAGUCAAGGAGGAUGAUGGAGUAAAGAUGGCCAUGCCACCUCCGGUGGCUGCUCCUCCAAAAGCCAAAAAAGGUAAUGGAGCGCACAAUAAAUCAUCUUCAGACCAUUCAAAACACGCUCCAGCUCCUGUUGGAAAGACAGUCGUACCUCCUGCUGGGAUGACUAGGAGAGAAAAACUGAUGAAAUGGAAAGAGGAAAAAGAGAUGAAGAAAAAGCAGAUGGCUAGUAAAGCCAAACCUCAGGUAUUUCGGGUGUCCAAGAAUGUUGCGCACCAAGAUGCUUCCAAUCUGUACCCGUCAUCUACCAAAUCAAAGUCAAAGCCAGCAACAAAACCUAUCAGCAAACAAUCACCGGUUCCUCAACGGACUACAAGGUCAUCAACAAGGAGUGCACCUGUCAAGAAACCUGAUCCUGCCCCAUAUACCAGAAGUAGGAGAGGGCCUCCCCCUCCAACGACCAAAGCCCCAGCCCCAUCCAAGAUGCCAGGCACGAGAUCAGUCACUUCUGAGCGUGCCCCAUCCACCAGGCACUCUGCUCGUUUGGCAUCUAAACCAGCUCCUCCCCAGAACGGUCGCUCUACCAGAGGGGCCAAGGUGCAGGAGAAGACUGCUCCAGUUGGCAAGAAAACUGCUCCAGCAGUAAAGAAAGCAACUUCAGCAGCCAAGAAAGCAGCUCCAGUGGUCGAGAAAGUGGCUCCACUGAAGGAGGAGAAGGAGAAUACAAUUGUUGAGGACACUUCUGCAGAGGUUGAUGUAGAACCUGCACAGAUAGGCUUAUUUGCAAGUAUGCAGGAUGGGGAAUUCUUCUACUGA